Messenger RNA from Rhipicephalus sanguineus (brown dog tick), 3693 nucleotides. RefSeq lists its product as uncharacterized. The coding region runs from base 1 to 3693 and encodes 1230 amino acids. The transcript has a single exon. Gene Ontology annotation, molecular function: DNA helicase activity. The record is from RefSeq and is a predicted model, not a curated record. Gene Ontology annotation, biological process: telomere maintenance; DNA repair. NCBI's taxonomy places the organism in Eukaryota, Metazoa, Arthropoda, Arachnida, Ixodida, Ixodidae.
AUGGUCAAAAAGGAUGAGUUGCGACCCUGGCUCGCGUUUCUCGAACAGUCUACAUUAUAUCGUUACUAUGGCAUCACAAUCAGUCGAGAGAAGAUGGACAAAGUGUGCCAAAACCUGGCAGAGCCGAGCAACGAGAAUUGCGAACAUGUAGACUGCCCAGAAGACCACAACAAUCCCAUGGAGGCAUCGCUGGCCAUGUCACUCGGUCAACAGACACUUGUAAUUGACGACAGCAAUGUUCUUGUAAUAGCACCAAGGGAAGGUGUAACACCACUGAACAUUGCGUACGAUGAGCAUGCGGAGGAGCUGUCGUUCCCUCAAAUCUACCUCGGUGAGCCUCGAAACAUCAACCCAGCCAGCAAGCCUAGCGUGUACACCAUGGCAUCGAGCGAAUGUCGGAGAACGGACCGAAGAGGUGCGCCAGCUUGCCACGUGCUAUAUAUGGCAGCCAAAGUGAUGCGCACGCGAAUUGCUUCGUCGGCAAACGUCUUCUUCAGGAACACGACUGGCAUGGGCGUCGUCACCAAGGCGCACUUGGAGGACCGACAAUUUCUCGAAAGCGCAGUGGAACACGACAUGGCGUUCAUGCAGGGUGUCCCAAACACAGUACAGCACUGGCAUCGGCGCAAACAGGACGUGUUCGCGAUGAUCCGCCAGCUCGGCAAGCCAACAGCGUUCCUUACUUUGUCAGCCUCGGAGAUACACUGGGAUGGAUUGAUGAAGCUAUUACAACGUCUGCAUAUUGAUCCGCACCAUCCUCAAGUGCCAUUCGAGCAGCUAAGGCUUUAUGAAAAGUCUAUGCUUGUGAGCGAUGACCCGGUGGUUUGCUCAGUGUACUUCGAUCACAUCGUGCGAGUGAUCAUGCAGAUUCUGCAGCACAAGACGGUGUCCCCGUUCGCCCCCUAUGUGGUCAAGGAGUACUUCAAGCGCAUUGAGUUUCAGCACCGGGGCAGUGCCCAUGCUCAUCUACUACUCUGGCUCGAUAAUGCACCCAAUGAGGACAUCGGUCCCGAAAUGCCCCAAACUAUCCGUAUGGACGAACAUUUGAUUUCUUUGGACGCUGAAAGCCUCCGAAGACCUCGAUGUCAGACUCACCAGCAUACGCAGACAUGUUACAAAAAUGGCCGAACCAAAUGUCGAUUCAACGCACCUUUCUGGCCGAUGGAGCAAACUCGAGUCAUUAUGCCACUUCCGCCUGCCCACACUGAAGAAGAAAAGAGAUCACAAAUGAAACUAAAAGAAAGGUACAGCAACAUUCACGCUGCUCUUGAAACGACAGUGUACGAUUCGAUGGAGCAUUUGCGUCAACACAACGGCAUUGCACAUGACCAAGAGUAUAUUGAAAUCAUACGGGCUGGCGUUUCUCGCCCGACUCUGAUGAUGAAAAGGGAUUGUGAUCAGGUUCACUUUAAUAAUUUCAACCCAUGGAUAGCCUCGGUACUGGACUCAAACAUGGACCUGCAAAUAAUCUUAGAUGUGUACGCCUGUGCCUCAUACGUGGUCGAGUAUGUUAAUAAGGCAAACCGAGGUAUGUCAAACCUGCACAAAGAGUUGCGAACAGUCGUGGACGAAUCUCCCGAAUCUAGCUUAACCUACGCGCAAGCUAUCCGACAGCUUAGCGUAAAGAUGUUGAAAGCAGUCGAGAUGUCGGUGCAAGAGGCGGCCUGGUAUGUGCUCGGCCUUGGCAUGUCACACACAAGUCGUGCCGUAGUCACAGCCAACACCGCGUGGCCGGAGCAGCGAGUCCGCAUCCGAAAACGUCGGGAAUUGAUGGAUCGUGAAGGGUUAGAUGAAACUAGCACGGACGUGUGGUGCAAGACUACCAUACAAAAGUAUGAAGACCGUCCGGACGAUCAAGCUGCAUUAACGUACGCCGAACACCUCACGUCAUUCAACAACGGCCGAAGGAGAGCGCAGCCUGCGGUUCUUCGCUACCACGCCUACCCACUAUCCGACGUGCUCAACUACAAGCGCGAGCACGUGCUCCUGUUCCACCCAUUUCGCCGCGAGGUAGAUAUCCUGGACAACAACAAGUUCGUUGACAUUUUUGACAAUUGCGUGUCACAAAUGCUGGCUGUGAAAGCUCGGUUCAGCAGUCCAAGCAUUGACCUUGCGGAAAUGGAAGAGAUGUGCAACAGCAUCAUUGAUGGCGAAGCUGCUCACCGAGAGGCUUCAGAGAGACAGACAGAGGCGGAACACACAUUGAAUGACCGACUUGUGGACUUAAAUGACGACUCUGACAUCCUAGGUGAGCCCGGAGAACAAACAGCCAUGCAGCAGGCUCAGGGUGACAGUACUCACGCGGCUGUCGCAAAAUGUCCGGCCGUCCAAAUGCGCACCGACGUCAUGCCCACCGACAGCUACUUGCAGCGUAUGAGAAUGAUGAAUGCAGGCCAAUUCGACAUCGUGCGAGAGGUAAUUCAUCGCCUUACCACGCCCGACUCGAAACCACUGCAAGUCUUCCUUACUGGAGCUGCCGGUUGUGGCAAAACUUUCGUUUUGCGUACAAUCAUGGAUGUGUAUAAUCGCUACUACUCAAGUGAAAACAGACAUGUAAGCAUCAACGCCUACGUUGCCUGUGCGACCACCGGAAAAGCAGCCGUUGCAAUCGGGGGGGUUACCUCACACGCCGCCUUCAAGCUAGUCAUAUCCGGCAAAAAUCCAGACAGGGGACUCAGCUCGAGCGACGCAAAUUCCUUUCGUUGCGUCUUCAGAGACAUCAAGUGUAUUAUAAUCGAUGAGAUUAGCAUGAUGUCGGCGGACACACUCGUGAUGAUUGAUCACCGACUUCGCACCAUCUCUUUAAAAUAUGCGGAACCCUUCGGUGGAUUCGACGUCAUCAUGUGCGGCGACCUGAGGCAGCUUCCACCAGUCAGGGCAGCUGAAGUAUACAGGCGCUCUAGAUUGCACCAAAGUGUAUUCGACUCGGAAAGUAUGCCUUGGCACAACCUCUCAUACUACCAACUCAAGGAUGUCGUGCGCCAGAGCGACGAGCGGUUUGCCACAGUACUCACGAAGAUUGGAGACGGGAGGGGACUCGCUCCGGAUGAGGUGUCUCUCCUGGAAAGCCGCUUUGUAACCACCGAAGAGGCCGCUAGGAAGUGUCCAUCCGGAGUGCGCCUCUUCUACACAAACAAAGAUGCUGAUGCCUACAACAUCGCAACUGCUGAAGCCUGCAACGAAUACGCAGUCCACUGCCCUGCUGUGGAUACCAUUUGUGGCCACAGGUCCCACGAAGAAUAUACGCAAGCAAAAUCCACAGUCGCCACCAUGUCGAAAACGGACAUGGCCAACUUGAAUCACAACAUACUGCUGUGCCUUGGUAAGCCCUACAUGGUUAUACGAAACAUCGAUGUGUCCGAUAGUCUCGUCAAUGGCAGUGUGGGGAUACUCAGGCACGUUCAAAGGGACACCGACAACAAGCCGCUACGCUUAUGGAUAGAGUUUCCCACCGGUGUGGGCUCAGCGGCCCUGCUAAAAGGGCGACGUUACCGGGAAAGCCAUCCCAACAUCCACGUCAACUGGGUUCCCAUCGAACUCAUUACCAUCGGGUGCCACUUAAAGGGAAAAGGACUGAGCCACAUAACCGUCAGGCGCAAACAAUUUCCUAUCGUCCAGGCGAGCGCAAUCACCAUCCAUAAGUCCCAGGGAGGCACUUACGAUGAGGUGGUUGUCGAUUACUCAAAGUCGUAG